Messenger RNA from Camelina sativa (false flax), 1695 nucleotides. RefSeq names its product jacalin-related lectin 45-like. Gene Ontology annotation, molecular function: carbohydrate binding. The record is from RefSeq and is a predicted model, not a curated record. Lineage: Eukaryota; Viridiplantae; Streptophyta; Magnoliopsida; Brassicales; Brassicaceae.
CAACUCAUUCAUCACCACUCUCACAACAAGAGCUAAGAAAUUCUAAAGGAAAAAAACAAUGACGACAAGAGUGACAGAUCAAGGUGGCAUCAACGGAGACCUAUUCGACGAUGGUGUUAAUGAUUAUGUGAGGAAAGUGAUUGUCGGAGAAUGCUCUCAGGGCAUCACUUACAUCAAGAUUGAGUACGUGAGAGAUGGAGUAGUCGUGGAACAAGAACAUGGAAAAAAGACAGGAACACAAACACAGGCUGAGUUUGAAGUUAAUCACCCAGACGAGUACAUCACAUUGAUUUGGGGAACGAUUAGAGAUGAUUACAUAUCUGAGAGUCGUAUCAUCAAUAUUGAGGACCUGGAUGGAUUAGACUUAGAGGAGUUAAACCCUCCACUUGAAAAUUUCACUAUACAAACUAGUCGAAUGGAUGAGAAUCCUAGGUCUAAGUUUGGGGUGUCGGAGCUUCAGUUAAAGACAUCAUGCGGGAGAACAUCUCAGGUGUUUGGUUCGCCCGGUUUGCUUAGCAAGGCGUUCAAGUUAAAAGGCAAAAACGGAACGAAACUUGUUGGGCUCCAUGGUCGCUUUGGUGACUUUCUCUGCUCUAUAGGAGCUCACUUUAUCUUCGUUUCUGGUGCUUUCAAGCAAGUAAAACCUCAUGGUGGAAUCGUUGGGGACGCUUGGGACGAUGGGGUUUACGACUGUGUGAGGAAAGUGCGUGUUGGAGAAGAUGCUGAUCGUGUCACGUCCGUUGAAUUCGUAUACAGUAAUGGAGAUCAGCUGAUAACAUAUUGUCACGGCAAAAAGUUACAAGAACGUAAAGAGUUUGUGCUGGACUAUGAAAAUGACGAGUACAUAAAGUCCAUUGAGGGAUUCUACGAUAGAUAUGGUUUCAUUUCGUCUUUAACCUUCAAAACAUCAAAGGAUAGAGACUCUGAGGUAUUUGGGAAACCGAAUGGUACCAAAUUCGUCAUCAUGGCAAAAGGGUUUGAUAAGCUUGUCGGGUUCCGAGGAAGGUCUUACGGUAAUCGUGUCACUUCUCUCGGAGCAAAUUUUGCGGUGGUGGUAGCUCCACCAGUGAAGAAACUAGAAGCAAAAGGUGGGGAUCCUGGUUGCGAGGAGUGGGAUGAUGGGAUCCACGAAGGUGUUUACAAGAUAAUAGUAUCAAGAGAACACUCAGUUGUGAAGGCGGUCAAGUUUGAGUACGUCAACGGAUACGCCGACGGACAGUACCAAACUGUAAAUGGAAACGAUCACGUGAAGAUCAUCCCAGGUGAUGAUAUCAAAGAGUUUAAGCUUUGUUUAGGAGAUGAAUAUAUCACAUCCGUUGAAGGACACUACGGUCAAAGACUGCGACUUUCUGGAAUGGCGCGUGAAUUAAUUGAACUGAUUGGAUUCAAAUACAUAACGAUGCUUAAGUUCAAGACAAACAAGGGUAUAACAUAUGAAGCGUUGGGGAACGAAGAAGAAGAUCAUGAGUAUGUGGGAGAAUCGUUCGUGUUGGGUAUGGAAGGUCACAAGAUUGUUGGGUUCCAUGGCAAGUUUGCAUUUGACACUGUUCAUCAAAUUGGUGUUUACGUCAAGCCAAUCGAUAACCCUUAAAACUUUUUUUUAUUUAGAAAGAGCAAAAGCUAUAUAUAGAUAUGCUCUCCCUAAGUACCUUUUUAUGUUAUCGUCAUGGUUUGGUGUUUCUAGAAUUCCAUUUG